Messenger RNA from Penicillium chermesinum, 5247 nucleotides. RefSeq names its product putative Rho guanyl nucleotide exchange factor. The record is from RefSeq and is a predicted model, not a curated record. The transcript is spliced from 4 exons. Gene Ontology annotation, molecular function: guanyl-nucleotide exchange factor activity. Bases 1 to 5247 code for a protein of 1748 amino acids. NCBI's taxonomy places the organism in Eukaryota, Fungi, Ascomycota, Eurotiomycetes, Eurotiales, Aspergillaceae.
AUGGCCUACCCCAACGGUCAACAGUCUUACUAUGGCCAGCCUAGCAAUCCGACCUCUCAGCCAGCCUCAAAUCACUAUCGCAACUCGACUCAGAGCCCGCAUCUUCCUAGGCGAAUGCCCAGUUUCAAUGCCGGAGACGACAGUUUGCUCUUCAACGCUAGCCGCGCACACAACGUGGGAGCUGCAACAAACGCGCAGUAUUCGUUUGACCAGGGAACCUAUCACCCGGCGCAAGCAGGGAAUGGCGACGGUAGAGAUGCGGUCUUUGCGCGGCCGUCACCAGACUUGUCGCGCAUGUCGCCUACUCGUGCCUCUUCUCAAUCUGUGGCCAUGCCCAGCUACCAACCCCAGUACCGCCAGUCCUCCGGCCAACCUACCUACAAUCCUCAGCAAUACGCAAUUCCUCAAUCGCAGACGCAACCGAAUCUGAGCUAUACUCCGCUAUCCUAUACCCCCUCAAUAAAUACCUCCCAUUCGAACUCAACUGGCCACCAGCCAUACAAUCCUGCCGCGUAUCAGCCUGCUGCGAUCUCCGGACUGGGAUCUCCCACAAUCGCACGACGGCCAAGUGAGAUUUCGCCCUUCUCCCCGGCGCCGCCGACACCAUCAACAUAUGGCUAUGCUCAGCAGCCGCCUGUUCCUCCCCCGCGUGCCCCAGACCAUCCUUACGGUGGACGUUCGUCUUACGGAACAUCUCCUGUCGCCUCAAUCGGCCAUUCCACUUCGACCUCGCCCUCGGCCUAUCAGACCUUUUCACCGCUAUCUACAUCAAAUUAUGCAACAUCGAACUCUCCAUCCACAGGCUAUAUACCCCAUUCGUCGUCUCACUCUUACUUCCCAGCAUCGCAUGGUUUCGGAUCCGAUUCCCCAUACCCCUCUCAUACUAUCCCGCCCAUCAGUAGCACCUUGGAAGACCAACCUCCCACGCCACCAGUUCACCAACCACAGAGCAAUGGCGCAUUGAGCAAGCGUCCGAGUUUCUCCCAGCCUCGGCGGCCUCUGCCCUCAACGACCUUGCAGCAAGAUUUACCAAUCCUGCCACCUCGAAGGACCGACACAUUGACGAGACAUCCUCAGGCGCGCCCACUGCCAGGGCCGCCGAUUGACACAGAGCCAGACACUCACGGCAGUGAUGACCUAAUUCAAGAGCUCGAGACCGCUGUCAUGGAUACCCAGGCGAGCUUCUCCCGAGCACAUGGUUCUCGUUCCUCGCACAACGGGUCCGGGUCUCGCGUGCGACUGUCACCGGAUGAACCACAUACACAUACCAAUAAUGGAAACGUGGCUACUGGUACCGGGCAUAUUGUCAACUACGAUGCGUAUAGUGACGAUAGUGAGGCAGAGGCUGAAGCAGGACUUGCUAUGCUACAGAUGGCAGAAGAGGAAGAAAGGGCACGACAGGAGCGCGAGCGUGAACGUCUGCAUGGACACGCCCGCCGGAAUACGAAUACUUCAAUCAUAAGCUCCCAUUCGCAUAGGUCAUAUGCAUCUAACAGAGGCCCCUCUCCUCGUCAUUCCCCGCAGUCUGAUACUCUCGAAGAUGAUGAGCUCAUUGGCCACGAUCUGGCACUCUAUGGCGGAGGUUACCCGGGCACUAUGCAUUAUGGUGCGGGCGCAACAUACAGUCCCGAGGACCAGCACCUGGAUACUUCUGCGGAUGGUAUGACGGGCAGAUCGAGCUCUUUCAGAAGCAAUUUCUCAGGCAAUGACCGCGGUGACGGGUAUGACGACUAUGAGCAUCCGCCAAUCGCCUACGAAUUCGCAAACCUCUUGCACCACUAUCCACCGGAUGCGAGAGUUGAUGCUGGUGGCACCGGCGGUCUCUCGACUCCUGGAAAUAUGGAUCGCCGGAUGAGCUGGGAUUAUGGCGAAGAGACAGGGAGCGCCUUCGAUCAGCAUGACGGAGACCACUCUGGAGAAGAAAGCCCUUAUCGCGCAGCCCAUGAGGACCUAUUCUUCCAUCCAGGGAUGCGUCCAUUGCCCCCAGCGCCUGUUGAGCCUGCAGACAACAACUUCACCGACCUUCACUCGCAUUUGAUGCCCGCUGGUACAUACAGGCCACCGGAACAAGACACCCAGGAUCAUUCACAGUACCAACACCCCACGUCAGGCCCCGGGGAUGCAUAUGAGGAAAUUCUCAGUCCAUCCCAAGUUCCCCGCUCAUCAUCUCUGUCUACUCCAAUCGGGCCUCGUACAGAUGCACCCAUCAGAUCGAAGACGGAUGCGGACCGAGCCCGCUACAAGCAACAGCAAGACUUCUUGUGGCAGCUUCAGAACAAGGAUCUUCCUGAGGUGGAUCCCGCCGAGGCAGCUGCUACUAUGGCUCUCGAUCUGCCUACGAUCCCCACAGGACGUCGCAAGAGGUUCAACCCUGCGAAGCUGUCAUCUGAACAGUUCAAGAAGUGUAGGGAGCCCUGGGCUCUCAGCUCCAUCCUGGCGUGGGUUCGUGAUCUUAGCGAGGAGGAGACAGAUCUUAAGGAGCAGGCCAUUACGGAUGCAAUCGUGGCUCUGUUCACGCACAAAGUGCCCACAAUGAACAUCGCUGAUGCCGAGACAUUGGCUUCUCGUGUUGUGGCCAACAUGCUCCGGGCGGAGGCACUGGUCAAGGAAGAAGAAUGGGUCAAAUUCAGCAACGGCAAACUUUCGGGUGUCUUGUACCAAAUCACCGGCACCGGCUGUUACUCCUCCAAGCUUCACGAGUCGGAGAUGCAUAUUCAAGAUACAGAUUCCUACGGACGCUGCUACUCCCACCAUUGUAUGCGGACCCUGCGAAAGGUCAACCUCAAGACGCAAAUGAUGGCUCCGCAGAGGAAAAUGGAGGACUGGGUUACCUUUUACAAAGUUCCGAAGGAGAUCUGGGAAACAUACCCCAAGAAGGAGAUCGAUCGCCAAAAUAACUUGCACGAGAUUGUCACUACGGAGGACGCUUAUAUCGGCCAGUUGGAUGUGCUCCGAGAGCUGUACCGUGACCAAUUGGCCUCCAUGAAUCCACCCAUCAUCCCGCCCAAGCGCCUGGGUAAAUUCUUGCAUGAGGUCUUUGGCAAGGUUGACGCCGUGAAGAAGGUCAACGAGGAUUUCCUGCUGGCCCAGCUGAAGUACCGUCAGAAGGAGCAGGGUCCAUUUAUCGUGGGAUUCAGUGAUAUCUUCCGAGAGUGGAUUCGCAAGGCCAAGAAUAUCUACAUUGACUACGCCGCUACGUUCCCGACCGCGAAUUACUACGUGCGCAAGGAAGCUGAGCGCAAUGUGCAGUUCAAGCAGUUCCUCAACCAGGUUCGUGAGCACAAGUCAUCGAGUCGACUUAGCUGGGACACUUUCCUGAAAGCUCCAAUCACACGAAUCCAGCGGUACACCCUUUUGCUCGCCACGGUGCACAAAAAUAUGGUUAAAGAUUCGGACGAAAAAGCCAAUGUCGCACAAGCUAUUGAAGAGAUCAAGGUGGUGGCUCUAGAGUGUGACAACAAAGUUGGCGAGAUGAAUAAGAAGGCAGACUUGAUGGAGCUUGCUACCAAGCUGCAAUUGCGGCCCGAGAUGAAGAAAGAGGUCGAGCUUAACCUGGAACACUUGGGCCGUGAGAUCAUCCACAGGGGAGACCUCCAAAGGCCCGGUACCAGGACUCGAUUCCUUGUCGAUACCCAUGCCAUUCUAUUCGAUCACUAUUUUGUGCUUGCCAAAUUGAGCACUGCUCGGGAACAGUCGAGGGCAGUCAAGUACGAACGCUAUGACGUCUCGAAGCUGCCAAUUCCCAUGGACCUUCUUGUUCUAGAAAGUACCAACGAAGAUCCAGUGGUGAAGUCCUCUGUCAGAGGCGUGACCACUGUGACACCUGCGCAGGGCGCGGCCAACCCUGGUGGCACAACCACGAACGGUGCCGUAGCAACCCUCGAGUCCAAGGAUGAUAAGAUCCUAUAUCCAUUCAAGAUCAAACAUCUCGGUAAGAACGGCACCUACACCCUCUACGCCUUUUCUUCGCAGAGUCGCAGUGAGUGGUGCCAGAAGAUCAUCAAGGCGAAGACCAAGCAUGCUGCGGCCCUCUUCUCGCAAAACGCAGAGCCGUUCCGCCUCCGUGUUCUUGCUGAUACUGCAUUCGCUACUUCGGAUCAAAGUACCAGCUCCAAGAGUGUCACUAUCAAGGGCACCCCAUUACAUCGCGCCAUUAAGGAAGUUGAGAAGCAGUAUGAAGGAUCCGGUCCUCGUCCCGCGCCUGUCUGUAGAACUUCUGUCAAUUGUGCCACUGUCUUUCAGCAACCACCAGGCAGGAUGAUGUGCGCUAUUGGCACAGACUACGGUGUCUACAUGUCGGAUCUCAGUAACCCUCGCGGCUGGUAUCGCGCAAUUCAAAUCAUGCGAGUAACGCAGAUUGCGGUUUUUGAGGAAUUCAACCUCUUUCUUCUGAUUUCAGACCGCUCCCUGAUUGCGUACCAUCUUGAUGUGAUCUGCCCUGCAAGCGGUGUUCCAUCCCAAUCCCAGGACUCUGCCCGCAAAGCGCCACAGAAGCUUUCGGGCAACCGUGAAGUCGGGUUCUUCGCCGCUGGGCGGAUGAAGGAUCGGUACCUGGUCCUGUACAAGAAACGAGAUGGACUUUCGUCCACUUUCAAGGUCCUCGAGCCAGUUCUCCAAAAGUCUACAUCGAGCAAAAGCCGCUUCUUCCAGUCCCGCAGGUCACAGACCGAGUUCUUCCGUGAAUACGACGAAUUCUACAUCCCUGCUGAAAGUUACAGCAUCAACAUGUUCCACUCUUCCAUUGCCAUCGCCACCCACCGCGGCAUUGAAGUUCUCACCCUGGACAAGAAGCAAUCCUGGUCGGUCCCCGACUUCCGGUCCGACACCACCCCCGAUGCAUCCGACACCCUACAAAGCAUUGCCCAUCGCAUCAAGGACCUCCAGUGCGCUGUAUACGUCAACAAGCACGGCGACGUCUCGCGAAGUGUGGUCAUGGAAUUUGUUGGUAGUGCGCAUACCGCUUGUCUUCAUGGUAAAUUCUUGAUUCUUUUCAAUGAAGAUUUCGUGGAGGUGCGCAAUGCGAUGAAUGGACGCUUGAGACAGGUCAUUCCGGGCCACAACGUCGUUCGGCUCGACGACGGGACCAAGUUGCCAGGCUCCUUUGGCCAGGCCAAUGCGAAGAGCUCCGGCUCCAAUGGAUACCUGGAUAGUCCAAACCACACCGUGAAGAUCUGCAUGCAACAUCCCGAUUACGAGCGCACACAACUUGUGCUCGAAUUGGUUGAGAACGAAGGCCAGAAGGACUAG